ACUGGUAUAAAUACAAGUAUCAACGCCGUGGCUCUACUUCGUCCCUGCCCGGCUUCCCGGGCCGGUGUCGGCGGAGGGCUCCCAGCUCCGUGACUUGUUCCGAGAGGGCAGAGGGGGUGAGCGCACCGAGGUGCCGGGCUGAGCCCCGGAGGCGGCGGGGGCCCGGCACGCUGAGAAGCGAGGAGCGCCGGCGCCGGUCCCGGCUGGGCCAGCCGGACACGGGACCCCGAGAACGUGCACGCGCCGCCAAGGCGCUGCGCCCCACAGGCGUCCGCGGCUGCAGGAGGGGCGUUUGCCCCCCACCUGAGUCUCUUCCAGCGCGUCCCGCCCUCCGCUUUGCUCGGCUCCCUCCCGUCCCCUCCUCCUCUGGGGCCCUUCUGGCCGCACUUCCUCUGCUCCCAGCGACUCCCUUGGGAUUGAACGGACCUGCCCGGGCGUCCGGAUCUAAAGUCCCAUUUCUCGGAUGGAGGCUCUUGGCCAGCAUGGCCCCCACGCUGCAGCAGGCGUACCGGAGGCGCUGGUGGAUGGCCUGCACGGCUGUGCUGGAGAAUCUCUUCUUCUCUGCCGUACUCCUGGGCUGGGGCUCCCUGCUGAUCAUGCUCAAGAACGAGGGAUUUUAUUCCAGCCUGUGCGAAGCUGAGAACACCACUAACACCACUCAAGGUGCACAGCUCCAGAAGCCCAGCUGUGACGAUCAGGAAGAGAUGCUCAACCUGGGCUUCACCAUCGGCUCCUUCGUGCUCAGCGCCACCACCCUGCCGCUGGGGAUCGUCAUGGACCGCUUUGGCCCCAGGCCCACCCGCCUGCUUGGCAGCGCCUGCUUUGCUGCAUCCUGCACCCUCAUGGCCCUGGCCUCUUGGGACACCGAAGUUCUGUCUCCAUUGAUAUUCCUGGCGCUGUCCCUGAACGGCUUUGGUGGCAUCUGCCUAACGUUCUCUUCACUCACGCUGCCCAACAUGUUUGGGAACCUGCGCUCCACCAUCAUGGCCCUCAUGAUCGGCUCCUACGCCUCUUCGGCCAUCACAUUCCCAGGAAUCAAGCUGCUCUGUAAUGCUGGUGUGUUCUUUGUGGUCAUCAUGUUCACCUGGUCGGGCCUGGCCUGCCUCAUCUUUCUGAACUGUGCCCUCAACUGGCCCGCCGAGUCCUUUCCCGCUCCUGAGGAAGGCAGCUACACGAAGAAGAUUAAGCUUACCGGGCUGGCCCUGGAUCACAAGGUGACAGGUGACCGCUUCUACACCCAUGUGACCAUCGUGGGCCAGCGGCUGAGCCAGAGGAGUCCCAGCGUGGAGGGGGAUGACAUCUCCUCUCAGGACGCUCCUGGCAGCUCAGAAAACCCUGAUGAGAAGUCUGUCCCCUUCUGCAAGAGUCUCUGCUCCCCCAUCUUCCUGUGGAGCCUCCUCACCAUGGGCAUAACCCAGCUGCGGGUCAUCUUUUACAUGGCUGCGAUGAACAAGAUGCUGGAGUUCCUUGUGACCGGUGGCCAGGAGCAUGAGACAGCCGACCUGAAACAAAGGGCAGAAGAGACAGUUGAGUUCUACUCCUCCAUCUUCGGGGCCAUGCAGCUGCUGUGUCUUCUCACCUGCCCUCUCAUCGGCUACAUCAUGGACUGGCGGAUCAAGGACUGCGUGGACACCCCCGCUGAGGGCCUUGCCCUCGGAGACGCCAGGGACGGCGUUGCUACCAAGUCCGCCAGGCCGCGCUACCUCAAGAUCCAGAAGCUCACCAACGCCAUCAAUGCCUUCACCCUGACCAACAUUCUGCUUGUGGCUUUUGGCAUCACCUGCCUGAUCCACAACUUACACCUCCAGUUUGUGACCUUUGUCCUGCACACUGUGAUCCGAGGUUUCUACCACUCAGCCUGUGGCGGCCUCUACGCUGCUGUGUUCCCGUCCAGCCACUUUGGGACGCUGACAGGUCUGCAGUCCCUCAUCAGUGCCCUGUUUGCCCUGCUCCAGCAGCUGCUCUUCGUGGCCAUGGUGAAACCCUUGAAAGGGGACCCCUUCUGGGUGAAUCUGGGCCUCCUGCUCUUCUCACUCCUGGGAUUCCUGCUACCUUCCUACCUCUUCUACUACCGUGCUCAGCUCCAGAGGGAGUACGCCACCGACUGGGAGGGCCCACAGAAGGCGCUGCGCAGCUCCGAGGUGACAGCAUAGACCUCUGAGGCCAAGGGACCUGGGUGACGGGCCACCAAGGCCUGAGCAACCAAAGGGAAUGCCUCGUACGGCUUUUCUACCUGUAAUCCUCACAGAGCCAGGGGAUGUGGAUUUAUAAAUACCAAGAGAAGUUCUAUUUUUGUAGGGACUUGCUAAAAGAAAAAAAAAUCCCUAAAAAAAUUCCCCCAAAGCAAUGCACCCUUGACUGAAGACAGACAGCCCCUGUGCUAGAAGGAUGGGGUGUCUUCCUCCUACACUGGAGGAGACCAGGGUGUGGAGCUGCCCUUUCUCUGGGCCUAUAGCCUCCUGGUGCCUCCUGGGGCUUGUGGGAUUAGCAAACAAGCCCUGCUUGUGCAAGGCUCAGAGCGUGCAUGCAAGUGUGUGCAGUUGUGUGUGUGUGUAGGAACCAACCUUUCCCUAGAGGAAAGGGGCCUGAGGUGCUGGCUGAGGGAUGGGGUGGGGUAGGGGGGAGUAAGCCCCUUUCAGGGGUUGGAGGGCAGGUUCCCUCCCUGGUGCUGCUUCUUGCAGAUCUCAGAGGAAAUAAAAAGGGAAGUGAGAGA
Phyllostomus hastatus (greater spear-nosed bat) is the source of this 2713-nucleotide messenger RNA. RefSeq names its product solute carrier family 43 member 1 (gene SLC43A1). Gene Ontology annotation, biological process: transmembrane transport; neutral amino acid transport. Gene Ontology annotation, molecular function: neutral L-amino acid transmembrane transporter activity; L-amino acid transmembrane transporter activity. Bases 483 to 2153 code for a protein of 556 amino acids. The transcript is spliced from 16 exons. The record is from RefSeq and is a predicted model, not a curated record. NCBI's taxonomy places the organism in Eukaryota, Metazoa, Chordata, Mammalia, Chiroptera, Phyllostomidae.